Ixodes scapularis (black-legged tick) is the source of this 5379-nucleotide messenger RNA. Its product is annotated as Krueppel-like factor 5. NCBI's taxonomy places the organism in Eukaryota, Metazoa, Arthropoda, Arachnida, Ixodida, Ixodidae. Bases 299 to 1726 code for a protein of 475 amino acids. Gene Ontology annotation, molecular function: RNA polymerase II cis-regulatory region sequence-specific DNA binding; DNA-binding transcription factor activity, RNA polymerase II-specific. The transcript has 5 exons. Gene Ontology annotation, biological process: regulation of transcription by RNA polymerase II. The record is from RefSeq and is a predicted model, not a curated record.
AGCGCGCUUCGAGGGAGAGGGGGAAAGGAGCACGCCGCGCAUCUCGCGCCGAGGAAGCGCCGGCCACUCCGGCAAAGCCCGGCCGGCGUUGCGCACCGCGCCGACGAAACUCUGCCGCUCGCCGAACACUUGCACGAGGCUGACCAUACGCGCGCUGUAUUAUGAACACCCAGCAGCUCGCAGAUGGCUCGAUUAUCGACGAGGCGACGACGACGCCUACGACUCCGAUGAACAAGCGUUCGAGCGUUUCUCUUCUAAAUCGCGCAACGGGUGGGUGACGUUUACGGAUGAAGUGCCGAUGGAGCAGCUCACCGGGACUGUAGCGCCGCUCAACCUGCGGCUGUCCGUCGACGACCUGUGUGACGACGCCGUGUUCGAAGACGACCAGAUCGUGCCCGAUUCGAGUCUGUCUGUGAUAUCGCUCAGGGUGGACCGUAUGCUGCUGGAGACGAUGCCGGUGUCCGUGGCCACGAGUCAGGUCGGGAAGCUACAGGAUAACCUCCGACCGGGACCCAACAACUCCGCCUGGCCUUACUCCAGGCACCGGGAAGCGUCCUGGCAAGGCCGCUAUCGGACUUCAGCCAAGCAAGACUUGGACGCUUACCUGGAUCGCAACGGCGACUGGACCCAACGGCUGCAGCCGCCACCGACGGCGGCCGAUACGAGCGCCCAGCAGAAGGCCAGGCGGGAGAGCGCCUCCCAGGUCGACGAGUUCUUCGAGGACCAGAGCGAACCGGACGGUGGUCCCGCUUCAUCGAUGGCCUUCGCGGCGUACGCCAACUCCCAGGCGGCCCUCCUCACACGCAACGCCCAUCCACACCACCCUUACGCCCACCACCACCCGGUCCGACCAGACUACCGACUCUACCAUCCGGCCUGCUCGAAACCAUCGCCCGAUGACGACGUCUUCGCCAAACCUAACCCACCCCAGCCGGCCUCCGGAACCUUCAACGGUAUCUGGGAGGACAUCACGGCUAGCAUCAACGUCAGAGACCCGGACGUGUCCAGCGGGUCUGCAACGAACCAGGCGGACAUGGUGCACGUCAAGACAGAAUCCUCGGUGCUCGCACCCUGCCAGUACAGUAGCAACGCCACCGACAGUAGCGGCGGUCCCAACAGUGCGGCUGUGGGAGUCAAGCAAGAACUGGAAGCGUCCUGCUAUCCUGGCGGAAGCUACUCGCCGCAGGGUGGGAAUGGCGGCGCCGCGGCUGGCUUCAAGUUUACGGCCAUGGUGGGACCUCAUCUCUCCAUGGGCCGGGUAUAUAUGCCUCCGACGCCCCCGAGUUCAGAGCCUGGGAGUCCUGCUACGGACGGGGUGCCGCUGAGUUCGAGAAGAACGCCGCCACCGCCGUAUCCGGCGGAGGGACCUCCGGGGCCGCAGGGCAACGGCGGGGCGCCGUGUCUGCAGCCCACCCGGUACAACAAGAGGAACAAUCCGGAGCUGGAGAAGCGGAGGAUUCAUCACUGCGACUUUCCCGGUUGCUCCAAAGUGUACACCAAAAGUUCGCAUUUGAAAGCUCACCAGCGGAUACACACAGGAGAGAAGCCCUAUCAUUGCCAGUGGCCAGAAUGCCAGUGGCGCUUCGCGCGGUCCGACGAGCUGACCCGCCACUACCGCAAGCACACGGGCGCCAAGCCCUUCAAGUGCAGAAUAUGCGAGCGGUCUUUCGCCAGGUCGGACCACUUGGCGCUCCACAUGAAGCGGCAUCAGCCCAAGAGCAAGUGAACCACCGCCGCCUCCACCUUCCAAGGCUCGACGAAGACGCUUCGUCAAAACAACCAAGCGAGAUGAAGAGAAAAAGCAUCUGCGCACAACGCAAUGUACAACAAACUGCUCCCACGUCACGUGUAACAUAAAGACUCUGGUACACCGUGACGUACCAGACGCGCGCACGAGUGUUCCGGAAUGGUACAGCUCACAUACGCGAGCUCCUGGAGACGGCAAAGGACGCUGGGGACUCGACAGUACCCCAAGUCACCCACGACCUGUCCGCCCAGCUGGUGGUCAUCAAGAUUGGGACGCCCGUGCACCAGACCGUGCCAGACAUUUUGGUCGUUGUGCUUUCAACUAGAAACCGAAAGCGGACGGUCGUGCCAGCAGCGUGCCACGUCAUCACCGAGUCCAGCUCUGCAAGCGUCCAGGAACGGGCAUCAAAGCACCAGGAUGUCUUGGACGUUCCCUACAUUGCCUUCCCGAUGGCCGACGCUGUUGCAAUGUUUGGAGACUGAGGCGCCGGAUCAUGUAUCUGCUGUGUCUCGUUCACUUUUUUUUUUUUUCCUCAAUCAGAACAUGCGGACGGUAAUAUUUGAAUCCGUGUUCUUCGAGAGAUUUUUCUGAAUUCAUCACGUGCCAUCAAAGGCUAUUUUGCUGCCACCACAGUGCCAAUCUCCAAGUGCCGCGACGCUGGCGAAAGAGCAUCUCUCAAUUGUAAUUAGUUAUCUUAUUGUUCGUAUCUUUACUGUCUUCCAUCGUUGACGUUGUUUCUGUUGUUGAUACGCUCGAUUGUGAUGUUUGUUUAAUACUACGGCCCCGUUUGAUGCCCCACGAACCUUUUUGUACGGCUUCCACUGUUAUGCAGAGUUUCUUACUCUCUUCUAUUCGUUCGGGUGUGUGUCGGCAAACGCCGGUUGUCUAGCGACAGUAACAUGCUCGUACAUGGUGCAAAACACACGGUAUUUGCUGUUGACAUGACGACAAAAUCAUGUGCGGACACGACUCAAGUAUGUUCGACGCAUAUUUGCUUGAUACAUAUGCAUGCUUAGAACAUGACUGCAUACUGUCUUUUUGAAUGAUGUACUAGCAAUGUGACCGCGAAUUUAGGAAGGAAUGAUGCAGCGUUCAGUACUUAAAACGUUCAAGGGCUAAGCCUUUCAAUGCCCCAUCAUAUAUUCUUCUAUACAAACCGUACAUUUCAGCUUGUGGGAUCUGGCUUGAACUUCGCAACAUCAAAGUCGAGGUGAAUUUCGUAAAAAAGAAAAGAAAGAUUGCAACUCUGGCAAGGAAAAAUGCGCGUGUAGCCUACCAAGGUAAUAGUAGCGAAUGAUUUUAGGUUUUAUUUAUUUGUUUUCUUUUAUUUUUUCUUCGGAUACGUAUUCGCUGGCUGCGGCUAAGGAAACACACGCGGCACUUUGUGCGCAUAUGUGCCACGUGUAGCGUCUCUGCGCACUACGCGACGUCAAACCCCGCGGCGUAGAUAAUUGUUUCUCUCGUCAAUCCCAAAGGCCAUUGUUAGCCAUCAAAAUUUCGCUCGUUAACUGUUAAAAAUGUUGUUUUGCUACGACUGUUUCCACCUCGCUGAAAGCCGUCAAAAUUUACCAUUGUUCGUAUUGCGUCAAGGUGCAACACCAGUAAAAAAAUAAAGACAUUGAAAAAACAUAAAAAAAGAGCAACAGGUGUUUAAUAUACCGCCACUUUUACCGCGAGCCUUGUACACUGUUACCGCCUGAUCCGAGCCGAGAAAGAAUCCAGCUUAUACCAUCUUCCGAUUGUACAACAAAUUCGCAGCCGCCUUCUCGUUUACACACCAAGUGCCAUACCACAAAACGCAUCAAACGCUGUGGACUAUUGUUCACGUUAAGCCUAAAUAUGUUCACGAGACUUUCCACGUGUGCCUUAUGAAACACUCGCGCCUGUACGUAAAAAAAAUGUUCCAGAAGGACUUUAAACACAGUAACUAAUUUAAAGAUCUGCAGCGAUUUCAGAAAGCAUGUGCCUGACGAGGCGGACGCCCUUCUUCUCCUGUGACGUCAGAAAAAUAUGCUCUGAGUGGCAGAGUGAUGUCGUGUUUCCUUGGGAAUCCAAGGGCAAGUUGUCUCUUGCCACUCUUUUGGGACAGUUUUCACACUAUUCAUUCCUUUGUAGUCUAAUGAGAAUCUAAAAAAGAAGUUUAAUGGUCCUAAAUGUAGCUUGAAGGAGCCUUCAGAUCAGCUGAACCGCACUUUCUCCUAACUAUUUUAAAAAUGUAAAAAAAGCAAAUUGCAAGAAUAAAAAAUAUGUCUCAUUUCACUGCCCCCCCCCCCCCCCUUUUCCCCCCUCCCCCCGGAAGGAAUGGGACACCUGCAAGAUUGCACUAAAAAUUGUACUGGUGAAUAUUAUAGGCAGGCGGGUCUUCAUCGGGCAUGGCGCCCGGUUGCAGUCGCCUUUUUCGCUUCGAUCGUCUGUUUUUGGCCCGCGGAUUAAGAGUGCGGUAACAUUUACACAGAACAAGUAAUUGGUGACCGCAAUGCAACAUUAAAUAAAAUUAGAUGAUUCGCCAUUAUUACGUGUUAAUCUUAGUGCUAAUCUACCAAUCAGAGCACCAAUCUUCAUAAAGGGACAAGUGAAUCACAGUCCUUGCACACGGUAAGUUGCCAAUUGUGGCAACAGGUGAGAUGUUAAGCUUAAAAUAGCGGUAGUUAAAAUCAACCAAUUAACACAUCCUUUUCAAGGUUAUUUGUUGGCCAAACCGUUUUGGUUCAAGAAUCGAGAAAACCGAAUGCAUACCGCUUGCUUUUGUCGAAGUAGCAACCACUCACUCAAACCGCGUACACAACGUCAAUCAAGUACGCCAUUAGAGUUGAAAGUAACGCUACCACAGCGUCCUCAAUCUAACUCUUCAUCAACUAUUUUCGAACCGCUCACUAAAAAAAUAUGUUGACUGUCCCACUCCGCCUACCAUCCCCUUUUUCCCCACUCUCCCCUAUCAGUCGUUCAAUUUGAUGGCCUACCGAGAAAACGCCGCACUCUUCUACACCUCCCGAACAGUGUGACUCGCGCCAUUUUGAAGCCCCAGUUCUUGGCUUUGUUUCUCCGAGCAGUUUCUACCCGACCACGCUAGAGAGAGUUAAUAAAAAAUAGAUGACUGUUGUACCGAAUCAUUCCAAGCUGCCUCCGUAACAUGUUAUCACAUGCGAUCUCGUCUCUACGUCAUCGUGUCACCGGUCACCAUGUUGUCAUUUCGACAUGCAUCGAGAAAUAUUAGCAUGUGUACAUAAAACCUGCCUUUAUUCUAUAUAUAUAUUUUUUUCUUGAGAAUUGAGUUGAAUCUUUGUGCGAAUCACACUUGCCGCGUUUUUCGACGCUCAAUGUUUCGUCGAUGCUCAAGUUGUACUUAAUAUUUUUCUCUGUUUUUACACGGGUUGUGUACAUACUUUUGAGCACAGAUCUUUUGGGACUGCAGAGUGAACCGUAUGUAUAAAAAGGAGGGAAAAGAAACUUGGUAUUUUCUCUUUUAAAAGUGGUGCCUUCGAGGGUUUGCGUUGAUUGCUCAUUCUUUAUUCCCUACCUUUUACCUGAUGUCCUGUUUUCUUAAAGCCAUUCUGUUGUUUUUAAGUGUUGUGUAAUAUACGACUGUUGUUGCCCAAAACGAAAAUAAAAGAGUGCCAUUUUUUGUCUAAAAA